UUGAUGAAAUCGCCUCGACCGUUUGUUACCGAUUGCGAUUUGUUGUCAAUAUUAGAUAAUUUUUGUUAACCCCAAAACGCACACCAUUCUGCAACGCUGCACCGCACGACAGGACAGGAGCGCCCGGGGCGCGACCGACACAACAGCAAACCGAAGCCAGAAACCAAGGGAAGAACAGAGAGUGAGAAGAGAUUAACACACACACAAAAAAAGCGCACGAAAACAGGCUUCACACACAAAACGCGAAACGCUGGCUGGCUAGUUGCGGAACGGUAGUGUGACGUUUUGGUCCAGUCGCGGUCCUGGUGCUGGUUUUGGGCUGCAUUCGAGUGAAAAGCAAAACAGAGGGCCCUCCUGGUGAACCUGACUGGGUGCCACGGUAGUGCUCGUUGCUCGGUCGUUUCGGGUUGCUCCGUGUGGCCACGCGACUCGUCAGCGGGGAAAGAGUAGACGAGGCUGCCCGUAACGGAAAACGCCCUCGAAAACCGAAAACCCGUGCAAGCGCGUAGCAAGCGCUACAACGGCCCCUUCCUCGCAGGUUCCAGCAGCACGGUCCUCGCGGGAGGUAUCUGUCGUGGUCCAGCGACCGAGCUGUUUUUUUGCCCCUGGCCCGUGUAAGGAACACGCUAGGCGUUCCCGGUUUGACGCAAGUGGGAUGCUCAGCCACUGAUAGCGUAAAGUAAGCAGUUCCAGCAGCAGCAGCAUCAGCAGGAGCAGCAGCAGCAGGAGCAGCAGCAGUAGCAGUUAGUAGUAACCACAAACAACCAAUGCACAAGUAGAGCGUUUGCUUGCACCGUAGCAUCUGGUAGCAGACACGCGUAAGCAGCAGCAUCCUCGUGUAGCAGCACCGUGGAACAUUCCUUGAUGGUAGUCAAUUCGUGAUCGUGAAUCAAGGCGUCCCCGAGCGACCGUCAUAAAGUAGAAGAUAACCCGGCCAAAGCUAAUGUUUUAAUCGUCCACUCAGCGUGCAGCUGUACAAUACAGCACAGAACAGUAGAUAAGCAAAGCAAAAUCAAACACACCGUUUGGCAUGGCUAAAGAGCGGCAACAUAGCGUAAUCGGGCUCUCUUCGCGGUGAGACAUAACGGUGCCCCGCGCUCAUGUGCAGCAGCGACAAUGCAGUGUAUGGAACAGGUGACAGCUCUGGUCAGUGUUUUAGUGCAACCGCCGGUAGUGUCCGCACGGGAUAGCAUCGAUACAAAGCGAAACUAGCCACAGAAAGCCUGUUUCCUGCGGUAUGCUACAGCUGUUGGAAAGUAGCGUCAAGGGCUCAAAACAUAAGACAAAAUAAGAAGAACGCCUCUCCUGCGUAAUCAAAACGGAAAUAAAACGCACGUAAUACCACAGUUUCCUACUCACAUACAUAUAGGAAUUGAAGGCAGUAUCUGUUUGUGUGUGUGUUCAUAGAAAGGGCGACAAUGUAAUUGCAACCCUCGCAUGGUUAGAAUUGAUCACACGAAAAUGGAACUAGCGUAACACUCGAACGUCUGUAAAAAUGUUAUCCUAGUAGAAUUUAAAACAUAACCUUUACAACAAAACAGCUAAACGAAACGAAUAAUGAUAUACUAUCGCCAUGCGAAUUGAAUAUCUAAGUGUCAACGUGUUCUUAACAGUGCAAAACAAUUCAAAACAAAAGUAGAGCAAUCUCCCAUUCUCCCUUCGUGCUCACUUUCGCACACUCUAUCGCUCUAUCGAAUAGAGUAGUUGUUCGGCGAUCUGUAAGUGCGUGUGUGCCCCAUGUGUCAUCAUCAUCAUCAUCAUCAUCAUCGGUGUACUAUUAACGCGAGUGUGUGUCGUACGUGUGCGUGUGUGUUUGUCGUGUGAAUUCUUUCUAAUUGAAAUUUUUAAAAGAAAAGUUAAAUAAAGCCAAUCCUUCCCUCGCAAGUGUGGUGGCCUGGAUGGAUCACGCAAGGAUUAAGGGCAAACGUCAACUACCCACAACGGCGGUGGCGGUGAAAGGUGCUUGAAGCAAACUAACUAAGCAAGCCAGUGCCAUUGCCAUUUUACGAUUGCUGCUGUCAAUACAUGUUAUUGUCACCAUAGUUACCGACGAGAGCUGGGUGGUUCAUACCGUCGGUUCUGCCGUGGCCAAGUGUGUAUCGCAGUCGAAGUGACGGGGUCGGAUAUACCGACACGUUGUUGUGAGUUGCAGUGUAUGUGCAUGUGUGGGUGUUCGUGCGUGUGUGUUUGACCGAAUCGGCAAAGGGAUAUAGGGCUUGGCUAGAGAUUACACAACAGAGUAUCCCAGCAGGCUCGCGCCGCAUCCCAGGUACGACCGAGUGUGUGGUUUGACGUGUGUUUUGAGUUGCCGCUUCAGCGACUCACCGACUCAGUUGGCGCUGGGGCAGCGUUUCCGCGACGGCUCUGAGGACGGCGCCAUUCAACGAAGGUGCCAAAGGUGCCGCCUUCCUUCAGAAGGAGGCUCCGCAUAGGCGCUAGGCUGCCAGCUGCAGGCGAUGCACCGGUUUGCGGAUCGACCGGGUGGACCUGGCCUAAGAUGGGGAGCGUGCUACUCACGGCUGUGUUCAUAGCGUUACAAUUUGCUACCGGCCUGGCCAACCCUGACUCCAAGCGUUUAUAUGACGACCUGCUGAGCAACUACAACCGACUGAUACGGCCCGUGGGCAACAACUCCGAUCGUCUGACAGUCAAGAUGGGUCUACGGCUCUCCCAGUUGAUUGAUGUGAAUCUCAAGAAUCAAAUUAUGACGACGAACGUGUGGGUAGAACAGGAAUGGAACGAUUACAAGCUCAAAUGGAACCCAGAUGAUUACGGCGGAGUGGACACCCUGCACGUCCCAUCCGAACACAUUUGGCUGCCAGAUAUAGUGUUGUAUAAUAAUGCGGACGGUAACUAUGAGGUGACAAUAAUGACAAAAGCAAUUUUACAUCAUACGGGUAAAGUAGUAUGGAAACCACCUGCCAUUUAUAAAUCAUUUUGUGAAAUCGAUGUUGAGUAUUUUCCAUUUGAUGAGCAAACAUGUUUUAUGAAAUUCGGAUCCUGGACGUACGACGGUUACAUGGUCGAUCUUCGGCACCUCCAGCAGACACCGGACUCGGACAACAUCGACAUCGGCAUCGAUCUGCAAGAUUACUAUAUAUCAGUUGAAUGGGACAUUAUGAAGGUGCCUGCCGUUAGGAAUGAAAAAUUUUAUAGUUGUUGUGAAGAACCAUAUCCGGAUAUUAUAUUUAACAUAACGUUAAGGCGAAAGACACUUUUCUACACCGUAAACUUAAUCAUACCUUGCGUUGGGAUAUCGUUCCUUUCCGUGCUAGUGUUUUAUUUGCCGAGUGACUCCGGCGAGAAGAUAUCAUUAUGUAUAAGUAUACUGCUGUCGCUGACCGUGUUUUUUCUGCUGCUUGCCGAAAUCAUUCCGCCGACGUCGCUCACCGUACCGCUGCUCGGCAAGUAUCUGCUGUUCACGAUGAUGCUCGUCACGCUGUCGGUCGUCGUCACGAUUGCCGUGCUGAACGUCAACUUUCGGUCACCCGUCACGCACCGGAUGGCACCGUGGGUGCAUCGCGUUUUUAUAGAGCUACUGCCAAAGGUGCUGUGCAUAGAGCGGCCGAAGAAGGAGGACGAACCGUCGGACAACGACGACCAGACGCCGACCGACGUACUGACGGACGUGUUCCAGGUGCCGCCGGACGUCGAAAAGUAUGUCGGCUUCUGCGGGAAGGAGUACGGCACGGACUUUGAUAUACCCGCACUGCCCCCCUCACGGUUCGAUGUGGCCGCCUCCGGUGGUGUCGGGCCAUGCUUUGGCGAGCCGCCGCUACCUGCACUGCCACUGCCGGGCGGGGACGACGAUCUGUUCAGUCCGACCGGCAACGGGGACAUGAGCCCGACGUGCUGUGGCGAUCUCAGCCCCACCUUCGAGAAGCCGCUGCUGCGCGAGAUGGAGAAAACGAUCGAGGCGUCGCGGUUUGUCGCCCAGCACGUGCGGAACAAGGACAAGUUCGAAAGUAUAGAGGAAGACUGGAAGUAUGUGGCGCUCGUGCUGGAUCGUCUGUUUCUGUGGAUAUUUACGAUAGCGUGCGUGCUGGGCACCUGCCUAAUCAUUCUGCAGGCGCCCAGCCUGUACGACAACACGCAACCGAUCGACGCGAUGUACUCGAAGAUCGCCAAGAAGAAGAUGGAGCUGCUCAAAAUGGGCAGCGAGAAUGUAUAGCAUCCGCCCGGGUUCGCAUCCGCCGUUUGGAAGUAUCUUCUGAACUGGAUGCGAACCCUGGUCAACGAGGAUGACCACUAAACGCCAAUCAAGUCGGCGUGCAAUCAUGAUCAUCAACACAACAUCGCAUCAGCCCAUGCACAUUGACACGCGCACCCACGCACACACACACACACGAUCGAACAAUAGCAAAUUGAACACAUUGAACACAGGCAGCAAACAACGAACAUGGGACAUGCGGCUCACUCUAUUGCAGCACUACCACUACUAAUACUACUACUACAACUACUACUACUAUCACUACCACUACUACUACUACUACUACUACUACUACUACUGCUCUAUGUCUCCCGUUCGUUCUUUCUUACGAUGUGUUCGAUUCAUUCAUCUCAGUCAGCCAGACACUCAGUGCGCCACCCAUGGCAACCAUUACACACUACAGCGAGUAGCGCGCACACUUCAUCAGCAAGCCACGCUGCAAAGGCACGGCUCAUGCAAAAGGCUCUUCAGCGCCUCGCAAUGCUUAGACCUCCCCAGGUGUAAGCGGAAACGGAAAGCGAACUACACACACACGUUCCUAUCAUCAUGAUUAUGCGCGUUAUGUUUUCCUUCCUACCCUGGUAUUGUUUCCUUCAUCUUCCAUCCCUCCCAUCAACAACCAUCCGCGGCGUGUUGGUAAAACAUGCAACGUGUCAAUAACAAUCAAAUUAAGGUUAAUGUAAACGAUAGCUCAGGCGGUAGGGCCCCGGUACGUGAAGGUAGGCUGGGAAGUGGACAGACACUACUGUCCCUCCCACACACACACACACACAGAGGCAAGGCCUAGGAGAAGAAAUUGUAGCAAAACACGUCGUUGGCCGGUUCGAUUUAGGGCACCACCCAAACAUUGCCACCAUAUUAGCUCCCUCGCGUUGCGGAAAAACAUUCCCAUUCGGUAGCCAGGAAACCAGCAAAACACUUCACGGCACAGAAUCGUAAACGAAAAACGAGAUGGGUGCAAGGACCUCCGGGCGAAGAUUAAUUAACGGUCGCGUUCAGUGGGCGCGCUCUUCAUUACUACUACUACCGCUAUCGGCACCCUGCCUUGUGCAUAGCGAUCGCAGUGCGAUCAAAUCGAAGACGACGGCAGCUUAGCAAACCGUUGCGUAGCGGUAAUUGUUUGCAAUUUUGUUUGGCCACGGUAUGCGCCAAAUUGUAGUGCGGAGGUUACCGUUUUCGAGCAGUACUUUUUCAAUUUUACCCACCGUUACUGAGUUGGUUUCGAAAUGGAUACAAACUCUUCGUGCAGUGCGCUAGUGGUCGCAGUUCGUUGGAUUUAUGCUUUGUUGGUAAGCCAGUUACUCACACACAUACAUACACACACACAGCAGGCAGAUACAUCAGCAUGCAUUUAAAGUAGGGUUUUGGUUGUUAAAUGCCAUGCACCACCAGGGCCACCGGCGCACGACAGUAGCUUAACGUUAUGAAAAUGCACGCAACGCAGCCGGCAUGCGCGCGGCAACGUGUUUUAUACGGUUUUAUUAGCGCAAAUUAAAUUUAUUAGCACCAGUGUUGUGCACCUGUUGCCAGGCGGAACGGUUUGUUUGUGUGUAGGGUUUGAUUGUUUAUUUGUUUUUCGCCCUUUCGAUACAUUAAAGUUAAAUUCAUUCGAUGUAAGAACUUGCAGCAUUACAAGCCGCAGGCGCUUUGCGUUGCACUUACGCAACGUAUUAUGCCAGUAGGAAGGGAGUACAUUACUUACGUUAAAAGAUAGUGAUUUUAACUCGACUGUUGUAAAUGUUUCAAAGAGGAGGAGCGAAAUGUUUCACCAUCCCUCUCCUUCCCCCCCCCAUCACCAAUCCCCCUUUCCAAUUCUUGUAAAAAGCUACACACUAUAACCAGAAGCGUCCGUCAGUGGCGUGCGCGGUAACGCAUGAUGGCGCACAUGGGUGUCGCCGUACGUGCGGCGUUAGGGAAUAAUAUGUUUAAAAAACAAAUGAAUACAAUCAGCAUGAAUUGGUCUGAUAAUGAAGUGUCUUAACUACAGGAAAUUCUACCAAAAUUCCCGAUUAUAUAAAAAGCGAAGCACUAGGGAGCCGAUCCGACGCGUGUCGCGUGACAGUGCAGGAUUAAAGGGGGGCCCCAAAAAAGCAUAAUGUACAAACCCGCUGCGAAUACAAUCCGCAGCAGGUGUUGGUCCCGCUCUAGAACAUCAGCAGGAAAGAAAACGCGGUGCGAACGCGUUUAAUGUAAAAAAUAAUAAGCAAUUCAGUGUCACGCAACAAAAAAACAAACAACCGAAACCACGAAUAACAAAACAAAACAAAAACAUGGUAGCGUUUUAUACAGCAACCGGCAAACACAAACGCCGUAAAAGCCCGUCUCCAUCUCAACUCGCAACUAGGAUAAUGCUGGGGAGUGCUGGGGUAGAGCCAUUUCUAACUAAUUGAGUGAAAUAAUCAAAACUACUACACACCACCACACACGGUGGAACGAGGCAGACGGCUAGAAGGUUUGCAAGAAUAAGAAGAAGAAGAGUAAAUGCGUUUUAGACGAAAGCUAACUUAAUAGUUCACAAUCAUAGCAAGUUCACGGGCGUAAAGGCAAGUAAGUAAGCAAACAUCAUUCCACAGAGAAAUGAAAGAGAAAACAGAAGUUAUUACAUCCUACAAGUACUGUUAGAUAACAACAAAAAAAAAACACUCAAACACACACACACACACACAUUUUUUACUAAGCCAAAAACCUAGCUAAGUCGAUUAAUGUACUUAAAAGUAUUCGCUAUAGGACGAGUGUAUAUGUAUUUUAUAUUCAUGGUGACAGUAACAAAAACAAACAAAAAAAACAAAGGGAAUUGAUGCGAUCAUUGAGUAAGGUUGGGGUAAGGUGGUGGGUACUUUUGUUACUAGUGCUGCACACAAACACACACACACACACACACACCUACAAAUACAGAAAAUAAAUUAAAACGCGUUGUAUAUUACAGGAACUAACACAUAACACUGCAAAGCGUGUGUGAAGCGUGUACGUAAGUUAUAAAGAUUUUCAUACAAAAAAAAAACAAAACAAACAAACAUAAAACAACAAGUAAUGCUAUAAAUGUAUCUGUAGUUAGAAUUUGUAUCAGUCGCACACGAGUCGAUUAUGGUGCGUUGUGCGCGGGUGAAAAGGACUCAUCAAAAAGGUUGGUGAAACACGUAAAUUAAUUAAAAAAAAAACACACACACACACACACCCACUAGCCCGCAGAUCGGAACACGGGUGCGCCGCGCCACCUGGCGUACCGGGUUGUGCAGCUGGCGCAUCACGAUCUCGAGGCGGUGGGUCACAUUAACAAACAAAACACACAAAACACAAAAACCAAUAGUUUUAGUCAAAUGAUAGCCGUAAGCCUGCUGACGGUAUUGUAAUAAUUCGCCAGUAUAGAUGAUGGGAGGGGAGGCAGUAGAGCGCACGAUUCACGUUUCACAGUCACGCUGGUCACACCUCAUGCCGCUUCCCUUUCCCGCCCCCCCACGACAAACACAUCGAAGCUACAGCUGCUCGACCGAGAGGGAGCGACAGAAAGAGAGGGAGAAAGAGAGGGAGAGAGAAGAGGCCAGUGCCAAUGGGACUACUCCAUGCCGGAUGGCCACACCGAAUUGAACGACCUGUGGACGGUUCGAAAAUCAACUUUUUAAUCAACCAAAUACAAAACGGAACCCAAAACAAAACAAAAAACCCCCCUCAUCGUACAGUGCUGAAGGUGGGCUCAACGAGAAAUACAUAGCAGCAACAACAACAACAACAACAACUAAAACAAGAACAACAAAACAUAAUAAAAAAAGCAAACACUUUUCAUAGUUAACAGAAUGAUAAGCAAGUUAGUCCAUAGCUACUACAAAAUCUGCAUCGAACCAUUGAUAAAAUGCAAGCAAGGUACAAUAUUUAUGAAGUACACGGCUCAAACGUUUCAUACUGUCCGAGCGCGUUAGCAAAUCAAACAACAGCAAAUUAGAGGAAAAGAAAUGGGUAUAAUUUGUACAGCAAAUGGAUUGGAUUGGUAGAACAUUUCAACUUGUUUCAUUGCUUUUUCGUUGAAACGAAUGUCGUACGACAACCCUUUUUUGGUUAGUUUUAAUUAUAGAUUUUACCUUUUUGGAUGUUUGUCAAUGCAGAACGUUUAUCGAUUUAUACGUUUUACUGUCCAUUUUAUUUUUUAGAACGAUUGAGCUUUAUUUUUUUAAUUUAAAUUUGGUUAAUUUGAAAUUUGUCAUCUUGUUAAACUACAUGCAUUCCAACAAAGUUUUAUUUUAUUUUUUUGUCAAAAAAAACUCAAGCUACUAAACUGAACAAAUACAAUCUCUCCGUGCUUGCUUACACGCAGCACAACAACAACUCAUAACAUUUUCUUCGUCUUAUAAUGAAAUUAAAAAAGAAAUAAUCCCGCCCAUAAACAACAAAGGGGCCGGUGCCUAAAAUAAUACCAUGAGUAAACCAAACCGCGUACUAGAGACAGAAUGUAACAAAAAAACAAACGAAAAUGAAACAAAAAACACACUUCACCUUUUUCAAAAAAAAAAAAAAUGCCAGACUGUUUGUAGUUGCCAAUGCUAUUAAAUGAACAAUUGCUCUAAACACGGAAAACAAGCCGACGAACAGGGAAAGACGAAAGAGAAGAAACCACACACGCACACACACACUCAAAACUCACUAUUGCUAUUACCUAACAAAAACUGUCGAAUGUGAAAGAAAGAAUGACAUAAGGCAGCACAAAAUUAAGCAACACACACACACACACACACA
This is a messenger RNA of Anopheles arabiensis, 8935 nucleotides long. It is a transcript of the gene nAChRalpha1, whose product is annotated as acetylcholine receptor subunit alpha-like 1. NCBI's taxonomy places the organism in Eukaryota, Metazoa, Arthropoda, Insecta, Diptera, Culicidae. Gene Ontology annotation, biological process: regulation of membrane potential; chemical synaptic transmission; signal transduction. Gene Ontology annotation, molecular function: transmembrane signaling receptor activity; acetylcholine-gated monoatomic cation-selective channel activity. Gene Ontology annotation, cellular component: neuron projection; synapse; postsynaptic membrane. The coding region runs from base 2498 to 4171 and encodes 557 amino acids. The record is from RefSeq and is a predicted model, not a curated record. The transcript has 10 exons.